UUUAUAAAACAGCUGAACAGAAGAACGCAGAGAGAUUAAACGGAAUUUGUCUCUCAGAACAUUUGAUAUAGAAAUUCUUAUCUGCUUUGCAAGAGAUCUGACAAAAAGACAAGGGGAAAAUCACCAUUUCUGAAGACUGACCAGUUCCUUCCAUCUCCUACCAUGAUGCUUCUUCUAUAUUGGAGUAUUUUAGUCAUAAUAUUCCCUCAGUUAAUAAUUACCAAGGCCACAAUGUGGAGUGUAAUGCUUCACUUUGAUAGUAAAUACAAAUUUGUACACAUUUCUUUGGAUAAGGUUAAGUAUGUAAACAUAACAAGUGAGAAGGAGCAAGGAAAUUUCAACACUGAAUUUGAAUUAGACAAUGCAACAAAGCCAAGUUUUGUAGAAUCUGAUACGGGUAGAAUCUAUUGGGCAACUGUUCAAAAUCUUGAUCUUCAAGAAAAGUAUCAUGGCCAUUGCCCUCACACAUUUUGUAAUAAGACAAUGAUCACAUUGCAGAAAAUGGCACGCUGGACUCUUGAAGCUACACGUAGUGACAUACAUAAUAAUAAUGAUUCUUUUUAUAUUUUGGGAAAUGGUAUUGAUUUAAAUAUUAAAUUUAAAAGAAAUUCCAGAACAUCAAAUGCAUCAUUCUUUCUUGCAAUGGAAUCCAAUAAAUGGUCAGAAAUAAGUUUUUUCAUGCGAAAAAGAUUUUUGUUGGAUAUAAAGGUAAAACUGAAGAAUAUGGAAAAUUCCAAAAUAUAUUCCUGUGUAGCCACUGAGUAUCCUAGGCUUAGAUGCUUGUUGACAAAUGAUUCCAUGUGGAAAAUAGAAUUAACCUAUCAACCCAUGCAAAUAUAUCGUGAAUUCAUUAUGUCUGCAUCUAUUGGAGUGAUUGGGAGUGAAAAAAACACUUCACAAACUGUAAAAUUCAGAAAGUUAGCUUACGUCCACAAACUAUCCUCUGUUAUCAAUAUUCCAUAUAAAAGCAUCAGUGAGGUGGAAAUAAAAUCCAUGUCCAUUUACCAAUCCAUUCACAUAUCCAAGAUUGUCCUAACAAAGAUGCUUACUGAUGAAGAAUAUGACUGUAUUAACAUAAAUAGGAGCAAUGCAGGGGAAACUAAUUGUAAAGUACGAAAAGGUAAGUACGAAAAGGUAAGAACAGCUAAAUGAAACACAAGUGGUCCCUCUUGUGGUCAAGGCUAUUAAAAGGGAGAUAAUCAUUUUGUGGGAAUUCAAAGCAGGUUUAAUAACAUUUUAACCCUUUCGUUACCAACCUGGCUGAAACCGGCUCUGGCUCUUU
This is a messenger RNA of Octopus sinensis (East Asian common octopus), 1282 nucleotides long. RefSeq lists its product as uncharacterized. NCBI's taxonomy places the organism in Eukaryota, Metazoa, Mollusca, Cephalopoda, Octopoda, Octopodidae. The record is from RefSeq and is a predicted model, not a curated record. The transcript has 7 exons. The coding region runs from base 163 to 1152 and encodes 329 amino acids.